This is a messenger RNA of Menidia menidia (Atlantic silverside), 1425 nucleotides long. The record is from the annotation of a GenBank genome assembly. NCBI's taxonomy places the organism in Eukaryota, Metazoa, Chordata, Actinopteri, Atheriniformes, Atherinopsidae.
AUGAGGCUGAGUGCCGUCCUCCCGCUGUGCGCCCUGCUCACGCUCACCCAGCAGCGCCCCUGUUUCACCUCUGGUUCCCCUCACCUGGGAUUUCAGGCAGAAUCCCCUGAACGGUGCACGUGCGAUGUGGUGAGCUCGGAGAAGGCCUUCCCUCACCAAAAGCUGGCCGCCCUGCAGAAGGACGCCUCCGGCUGCAACAGCAACGUCACCCCGGGCCAGGCCUUUGAGAUGGAGAGUCUUCUGCUGGGUUUGGAGCGGCGGCUGCCACAACUGGAGAAGGACGUGGGGAUGCUGGAAAAGGAGAACGACGGCGAGCUGUUCGGGGCCCUCAGCCUGCACGUCAUAGAGAACGAGCUUUUUGAGAUCGAGCAGCUGAUGGACAAGCUGAACGCCACCUCUCUGGCUGAUCAGGAGCUCGCUGAGCAGGCCACUCAGCAGCUGCAGGAUCUGAGGUCCGACAUGCAGGAUCUGGAGACCUUCGACACCAUGCAGGUGGUCAAGAGACAGCAAGCCAACCAGCGGCUGAAGAGGGACCUGGACCAGUGCAGGAGUGAGAUUCUCCCCCCUCCCAAACCCACCCAGCUGCCCAAGGCACCUUGUCCCCACGGUCAGUUCCGGAACAUCUCGGGGCCAAUGGUCUACACGGCGGGGGAGUACCCCGGCUCGUACAAGUUUGGCGCCUGGGGCCGGGACCCCAAACCAGAGCCCGGAAAAGAGAACUGGCACUGGAUGGUCAUCCUGACCGCCAGCAACGUAUUCUCCCACUACGUCCGUCAGUACUCCUCUCUGAGCUCUCUCAUUGUUGGAGUGAGCACCCCAGGAAAUGUUCAGAUCCACCCUACAAAUCCGACCACCAACACCAUCCAGGGUCCAAACGUGGUGAUGUACGGGGGGGCCUUGUACUACAACUGUUACAACAAAGACGCCGUUUGUCGAUUCAACCUCACCACCAAAGUCGUCACCUCCCAGCCACUACCGAAAGGAACCAGGUACAACUCAAAGGGGAACUUCUGCCGACUGGAUGAAUGUUACCCGUACACUGACAUGGACCUGGCUACAGAUGAGUCCGGCGUCUGGGUGAUCUACACCACCAACCAGGACUUUGGCAACCUGGUUCUGUCCAAGGUGGAGUUGGGUCAGCAGCCCACCAUCGGUCAAACCUGGCACACUUCAGUCUACAAGCAGAGUGCGACCAACACCUUCGUGGUCUGCGGCGUGCUCUACGCGACGCGCUACGUUGACGAGAAAACAGAAGAGAUCUUCUACUCUUUUGACACUGUGACGGGGAAGGAGAACUUCAACGUUGGCAUUUUCAUCAAUAAGAUGUCUCCCAACAUUCAGUCUCUGAACUACAGUCCAGUGGACCAGAUGCUGCACGCCUACAGCGACUCCAAAAUGGUCUCCUACAAAGUUUUGUUUCAGUAA